AUGGUAGACCUGUUUGAAGACGCAGCCGAGGCGCCAGACGAGCAGCAGCUCUCCAUCAACCAGUCGUAUGCUGAAAGGUAUCAACAUAACAAGCGGAGAGUACAUCUUGAGCAGCUUCAGCAGAAAUACGGAGAAGAAGAGGGGGACAGUGACGAGUCGGACUCAGAAGAUGUGACCGAGGACGAGGACGGCGAGCAGCUCACACCUCAGGUGGAUGCGGCGAUUCUGCGCACACUGCAGCGCAUUCGAGAAAAAGGAAGUGAUCUGUAUGAUGCAGAUAAUCGUGUGUUCGAUAUCGAGCAGGCGCAGCUAAGGAAAGGAGCACCGAGUGCUAGGAGCAGCAGCUCAAAAAAAAUGACGCUGCAAGACUACCAACGCAGCCGCGUGCUCGAUGCCAUGAAGAACUCGAGCGAUCCUGCCAAAGACAUUGCAGAUGCUACUAUGCGUCAACCAGAGCCGGCCAUCGACACGAAGAUGCCAGCAACGCAUGACGCCGAGCAGGAAGCCAUCCGUGCCGAGUUCCUCGAUGCAGCACGGGAAGACGGCGAGGACGACGACUUGUUUCACGUUCGUAAGGCUGAUGGUGAAGAUACAUACCGUUCGGCAUUGAUGAAUGCGCUCGGCAACGAGGGUAAUGAGGACCAGAUUCGCAGCCUGCUCCGAGAUCACACCGACGAUGCAUCGCGGUCCAAAGAAAGCGAAGACUUCUUAAUGAAUUACAUCAUGAAUCGCGGAUGGGUCGACACUGAUCUGCCGACGACUGCACCAAAUGCCCGCGAUUGGGAAGCUGAGGCCGCAGAGCUUGAAUCGGAGGCUUCGUUCGACUCGGCAGCUGAUGCAUUUGAGCAUGCCUACAACUUCCGCUUUGAAGAUCCAUCUCUUGCUCAAAAAGCAUUCGCCAUUGAUAGCUUUCCAAGACAUACGGAAGACUCUAUCCGAAGACCAGAUGACCGUCGUAAAAAGGCACGGCACGAGCGAACUGAGCGCAAAAAGAGCGAGAAAAAGACCAAGAUGCGAGAGCUUGAGCAGCUCAAGGCUCUCAAGCGCCAGGAAAUCGCCGAAAAGCUCAAGAAGCUGCGUCAAGUAUCAGGCAGUGACAACCGCAUGGAUGGACAUGCAUUCGAUGGCGUAGACUUCGACAAGGACUUUGACCCCGAGGAGCAUGAUCGGCUCAUGCAGGCGCAAUUCGAUGAUGCAUACUAUGCCCAAGCCGACAAUGACAAGCCACAGUGGGAUCAAGACAUUGACGAAAUUAUUGCGGCUGAGUCUAAGCCGGAGAAAAAGAGCAAAAAGAACAAGAACAGCGCAGAGGACGUCAUGGACGCUGACUUUGUAGACGGUCAGGACACGAAGCUGUCCAAGAAGGAGCGCAAGGCACUUAAGAAGAAGGAGAAAAAAGCUGCCAAGAAGCAGCAAGACGCAGAUGAUGCCGUGGACGAAAAUGACAUGGAUGCAGAAAAGAUCGAGAAUCGCGUGCCUGAGGCAGACCGCCAGAAAGAGGCCCGUGAGCUGAUGGACGAGUACUACAACUUGGGCUACGAGGACAUGAUUGGUGAUACACCGACGCGGUUCAAGUACGCAUCUGUACCGAAGGACAGUUACGGUUUGAGUGCUGUCGAUAUCCUGAUGGCAGAUGACGCUGACCUGAACAACGUUGUGGGUCUCAAGCACAUGCAACCAUACCGCCGUGGACCGACCCGACCGGCCAACCUGAAAAAGCGCCUGAAGCGGUUCCGCGACGAUAUGGACGCGCGAGAACAGCCACAAGAGCAGCCGAAAAAGAAGCGGCUUGGCAGGAAAGAGAGGCAGCGGCUCAAAGAGAGUUCAUAG
Molecule: messenger RNA, 1830 nt
Organism: Malassezia restricta
Lineage: Eukaryota; Fungi; Basidiomycota; Malasseziomycetes; Malasseziales; Malasseziaceae
Product: protein KRI1
Exons: 1
Coding region: 1-1830 (609 amino acids)
Biological process (GO): endonucleolytic cleavage in ITS1 to separate SSU-rRNA from 5.8S rRNA and LSU-rRNA from tricistronic rRNA transcript (SSU-rRNA, 5.8S rRNA, LSU-rRNA)
Cellular component (GO): 90S preribosome; nucleolus
Source: RefSeq, a predicted model, not a curated record